CUGCUGACUAGUGUACGCGAUGGGCUUUCAUGGAGUAAUUAUAAUUUUUUUCAUUACCGUAAUCCGUUCAAUAGUGUUUAAUGAUGCUAGUGUCUCGCUGUGUCCACAAACUAUCGAAUAUAUCGAUGGAAAAUUACGAAACAGUAAAGUGGAAAUUGCCAAGACUUAUGUGUACGAUCCAGACUCAGCUACCAGCGUAACAUACGAUAUAGAAUGGAAAAGUCUGUGGACUCAAGAUUUGGACUACCAUGCGUUGACCAUCGGUCUCUCCAACGAGAUGUUUGUUUUGAUCGACAGUGACCGAGUGAUAUUAAUCAGCGUAACCUUGAAUCCACCUGAAUUAUUUAAAACUCCAAUCAGCCGUCAUGGGGUGUCCGUCCACCGUUCCGAUACUCCAAUGAAAUUUAUAAGAAGGAUCACGUGGAAGAAUACGAUUUAUCUCUUAAUUUGUUAUGAGAUAAAUUUCUGUAACAUCUACACAAGCCCAUCAAACCUGGAAUUUCAAUAUCAACAUAGUCUGGCGUACGAGAUGAGUAUCCCCACGGAUGCCAAUUUCUUCAUCGACAACAAUAAUUUGUACCUCGUGGUAGCUACUAGCUUUAACGCAUAUCCAGCCUGUUCAGUAAUCUACCGUUGGACAGAAACCUACAUGGACGAAAUAGCAAAGAUUUUCCUCAAAUCUGUUAUUUCCGUUCUUACUUUCAAUCAUAGAAAUGCGAGAGUACUUAUCUUCGCUCAAAAUGAUGAACAAUCUCCUGUGGGAUCUCAAAUUUAUAAAUUAAUAAUCGACGGUUCAACUGGACACGGGAAUCUAGAAAUCAGCCAAUUUCUUCCCACAAGUAGACCAGUAGGAAUGCGCCUGUAUAGCCACAAGGGUUGCAACUUCCUCCUAGUGGUGAACGAAACUGAAAGCCACGUCUUCUGGUGGGAUGGUACAGAAUUUCUCCCUUGGAUACCAGUGAAAAAUAUCAAAGGAGAAAGUCUUUUGAAUUCUGUCCAGAUUGGCAACGAUACCUUCCUCUUUGUAGCUCAACGCAACGUUCUCAGUUUGUACAAAGUUACUAGCAUGCAUUAUGAACUUUUAGACACUCGUGAAUUUCCAGAUGUCAUUAGAAUUAUUGACAUAGGCGUUUGGAAUGAUGGAAAAACUAUUUCGAUUGUUCUCAUAUCUGAGAUAAGCCCCAAUCGUUAUAGAGUUGAACCUGUGCAGUUCUUGAUGAACGUAAUUAAGAAAGGAGAUGCUCAAACCAAAGAUCUCCAUCAUAAUUCUAAUGCAACUGAGAUUUGCUUAACGAAAAUGGAAGAGAAAUUGAACAAGUCCAUGGAAAAUGUUGAGAAGAGCAGAUUUAUGUGGGAGCAUCUUCAUUCAGCUCAUCAAAGUGUUGUAAUUGAUGCCUUAGAAGCAGAUGUUAUCAUUAGAUCUGCCCAAGAAUCGAUAACAAUUGAGAAUAUAGACAUUACCGAUAACACUACCGAAGAGAUUAUUCCUCCUACUGAAUUAACGACUCUAAUAGAAUAUCUUGAAGCUGAAAUAUCGAAGUCUUUGAACAAAUCUCAAUACUUGAUUGCCAUUAAUUCAACCACAAGGACAUUAGUUCUUCCAGCUUUAAUUAUCACGAAUGAAGCAAUCUUCGAGAAUUUGAAUACACCAGCUUUAGAGACUCAACUGAUAAAUAAUAAAGAUCCUAAUGAAUAUUUCCAUAAUGCAAUUUCUAUAACGAGAGAUCAAGUGUUUAAUGAAAUAUUGAAAGGGAAUAAUGUGACUAUUAAUAAUCUAGAAGUGGAAUCUAUGUGUGGAAUAUCCAGAGAUUUAUGGCUAUUGAAAAACGAAUCCGUGAAAAUACCAUUGAAGCCUCUUUCAGGACCGACGGGUCUUCAGAUUGAAAUAAAUAUUGAAAACGAUACAGUCUUCAUGACUUCUGACAUUUUUAUACGGAAAUUUGAAACUAGUGUCUUGAAUUCGGUGAAUGUAACAAGCUUUAUGAAUGAUUUGUUUAUUACUGGGCAGAAUCAAGUAAUUAAUUGUGACAUAGUAUUCGACCAUUUGUUGGUUGACAAUUUAAUCCUUCAACAAUUGAAUGGAAUUGCUACAGAGAAAUUAUUAACAAUUACAACGGAUCAGAGCUUUAAUGAUUCUGUAUCCAUCAAUUCGUUGGAGGUUCAACAUAUUUACGUCGACAGAAUCAACGGAGUUGAUCCCGAAAGAGCAGCCAGAGUCUCUAAGGAAAACGUUAUUAAGGGUCAAGUUACAGCAAACAAUCUGAAGAUUAUAGACGAGCUCAUUCUGGAUGACAAGUGCGAGUUAUUCAAAAAAGUUGAGCACAUGUACGUGUACGAUAAUGUUACGAUAAUUGGAAGUGUCUCGAUAGGACGCCUGCAGAUUCAGAAUCGUGCAAACAUUAAUCUCGAAAAUUUAGCCAUUCGUGGAAAUGAUGUAGACAGACUAACAGAAAAAUUCUGGAUGAAAUCGACUGACCAAGUGAUUAAUAAUCGUGUGAGUACGUUUGAAAAUGGUAUAACAAUUGAUGAAUUAGAGACAGAAUACCUCAAUGACAUCGGGAAGAAUGAAUAUCUGUAUACAACAGGAGAAAAUAUACCACCGCGAUUCCCAGACAUUCAUUUCAAUCAUUUUGUUGUAAAUGGCACGAUUUUCCAUGAGAAUCGCACAAAAAAUUGCAUUGAAAUCACCGAAGAUGCUUUGAUAUUCAACACAAAGCUUUUCUUCAAAGAGUUGAAUGUUUCAAAUAUCCUAACAAGACAGUACAAUGGAAUCCCAAUUUAUGCAAUAAUGGAAACCAGCAGCGAUGACUCUGUACCCAUCUCCCUCCCUAACUGUGCAGCACAAAGAAUUAUCAUAAAUAAUGAUACACACCUCAUCCAUCUUCAAUUUCAAAUUCUGAAUAAACGAAACAUUUCUGACUUACUUUUUACUGAUCAACAUCAUAACGUGGAGAACGUCAAGACAUCUGAGUUCACAGUAGCUGAAUUUCGAUCAUCAAAUCACAGUACGAAAUUCCCAAGGGCUGCAAGUGAUUUCAUUCCAUCUGCAGAGAUGAAUAUAAUUAUUCAAGGACCACUCGUUAUCGAAGAAAAUUUCUAUAUCGAGGGAUUCAUAAACGGCCUAAAUAUCACUGAUUAUUUUCACCAAUUAUCGAAAGCAGAUAUUCAAAUUCAUGACUCACAUCCUGUUUUCGAGAAACUCAAUGUUUUGAAAGACACUACAAUUCCGUUUUUUCAAAACAUCGAUGUUGAUAAAUUCGUUAAAAAUAUCUUUUCCAAAACCAGAGAUCAAACUCUGACUGGAACAAAAACUUUUCAUCGCGUGACGGUUAAUAAUGUGGAUUCCGAUGUUGUCAAUGGAAAAAAUAUUGACAAAAUGUAUUUUGUUAAUAGUUCCAUAAUUUGCGAGGGUGAGGUUUUCUUCACAUCUCUUUCUACUGAUGUAGAUGCAUUUACAGUUAAUACUAUUAAUACGACAUUAAUUCAGAGGGAUGUGUCGUAUAUAGUGUCAAAGAACAUCAGCCAGAUGACUCUUACUGGAAUUGCCCAUUGGGAAAAUUAUGAUUCCCAAAAAAAUUUAUCACAUAUAAUCAAAAAUUCCGUGAGGAUUGGUUCUAAUGAAAUCAUUACAACUUCGAUUGACUUAUCACAAGUAGAGUACGUCGAAAUAGCGUCACUUUAUACCGAGAAUUCAUCUCUCUUGGAGAUUGAAACCAUCAUCCAAGAUGCUCUGCUACGCACCAACAAUUCUGUGAAUAAAUUCAGUGGAAUGAAAAUAUUUAUGGAUAUUGUAGAAUUGGAGGAACUCGUCGUUGAUAAUCUACAAAUAGAUAAACUGGAGACAACAACCGUCCACGACCUUAAUUCCUCAAUAGUUCGUAAAUUUGAGGACUUGAAAAUAAUUAAUGGAACAUGUACUUUCCUAGAUGAAAUAACUAUAAUUAAUUUGAAGACUACACAUCUUGGCCCAGGAUUACCAAAUAUCUCCUCUCUCUUCACCAUAUCCCAGAGUGCUGAUAAUCAUCUUCCAAAUGGUGCACGUUUUAAUAACUUAGUAAUUAAAGAAUCAGCGCAAGUCUUCUCUUUGGAUGGAGUUUCUAUCGAUAAAUUUUUGGAAGACAGAGUAACGCUCACUGGAAAUCACACAAUUCCAUCAAAGGUUCGCUUCAACGGUCAGAUUCAUAUUCUCGAUAAUAUCGAAGUAGAGACAACUGUCAAUGGAAUUUCUCUUCAUGAUGUCAUCAUGAAGGAUUCGGCAGAACUACAAAUAAUAGAAGGUGUUAAAAGUUUCAGAGAAGAUUUGGUAGUUGGGGACGUUGAGGCUCCUCUAUUCAAUAGAAUAAAUAUCCUUGAAGCAUAUAAUAAUGGAAUAUUGAACGACGACUCUGCACUUAUCAAGGGAAAUCUAGUCAUCAAAGGAGAUAUCGAAUUGUUGCAAAAUACGACAGUUGCGGCUGAUAUCAAUGGCCUGAAGAUCAGCUCUGCUACAAAAAGUUUUGAUGAUAGCUCAAAUCAAGAUUUCAGGAUAACUGAGAGUAACUUGACAGCCAUAAAUGCAUUAAUUAAUACCACCAUCAACAUCUCCACUCAACGACAUCUUUCACAGUUGUUCUAUUAUAUUGAACUUGAAGACCAGCUGGAAACUCCUCACGCCAAAAGUGCUCCGAAGGUCAAGCCAGUGGUCUCUGAUAAUCCAACGAAAUUUAAUUUUCAUGCAAUACAAUUAAAAGAGCAUUGUCCAGGAUUACCCAGCGGUUGUUCCUGCAGAAAUCAAUACAACAUAGAAUUAUCAGGUAAUCAAUUCACAUCGCACAAGGCGGAUAAUUCGAUGAUUGUAUUUAACUUUCAUGAUAUGAAUAAUCUAUUUAUCAUUACCAUCACCACAACAACGAUCUCUAGUUCCUUGAAAUGUAGUUUGACGCCUGCAAAUGAUGAGUUCACAGUGAUUAAUUGGAGGGCACGCGACAAUUCGACUGCUAUUGGUAAUUCUACACAUAAUUCCGAGAAAAUUAUGGGAUAUCUGAGUGAUGCCCAAGUAUUUGUGCAUGAUGGAGUAAUUUAUAUCGUGCUGGUUAUAUCCUAUGAUGCAGAAAAAAAGACACAUCAAGCUGAUUCGUUAAUUUACAAGCUGAACCUGCAGAAAAAUCGAUUGAAGCUUAAAUUAAAGGUCUCUAUGUACAACGCAGGUGCUGUUGAGGUAUUUGAAAUACCUGAGAAAGGAUCACACAUCCUAAUAGCUUCUGAACAAGCUAGUAACUCUCAGAAGUGCGCAAAGUCUCUGCUUUAUAGGAUUAAACCCGGAGAAAAUGUGUUUGAAUUGCAAAGAACAUUUUACUCCGGUGGAACAAGAAGAGUUAAAAGUCUUACUCAUCGACAUCAGCAUUUUGUGCUGCUGGAUGACGUACAAACAAAUACCAUUCAUAUUUACAAUUACAGAGAGAGUUUCGAUAACUUCUAUCUCUAUCAAAGUCUUUAUUUUGAAUGUGGAAUUCGUGAUAUUGAGAUUUAUUAUUCUGGGGAAUUGGGAUGGAGUGAUGCUUACGUAUUGAUUACUACUGAAGACAGCAGGUUCUUCUUGUAUCAAUACAUGAUGAGCGGAAAAUUCCAGGAGAGGAUGAACAAAUGGAUCGACGGAAUCAUCUCUGUGACUCCUCUUAAUUUACCGGAUACCCACUACCUUCUAUUCACUAUGACUGACAAUAGUACUAUUUAUAGACUUGUACCGCAGGGAUUACUAUAGUCUUCCGUGCAAUUAAUUGAUCUCAAAGUAGACUUCAGCUAAUUCGUAGCAGACGAUUGAAAAAAUUACAGAGAAGAUACAUAUUCAAUAAAUAUCUCUCAAAAAAAGGCAACAUAACAUGAAAUAAAGUGCCGAAGGAAUGCAUCUUUCAUACUCCAGUUAAUUGUUAAUAAAAUCGAAUGAUAAAAUUAUAAAGAAAUCAACAUGUGUGAAUUUGUUGUGUUUAUGUGUUUGUAUUUAAUGAAAUAUACUUGUUAUGCACUUUUUUUUUGUUAAAUAAAAUGGAAUGGAAUAUUUUUCAUUGAAACUACGCUGAUCUGUUGUGAUUUUUAAAUGAACCGCUUGCAAGAGAAGU
Messenger RNA from Fopius arisanus, 6095 nucleotides. RefSeq names its product female sterile (1) M3 (gene fs(1)M3). Gene Ontology annotation, molecular function: heparin binding. The transcript is spliced from 3 exons. Lineage: Eukaryota; Metazoa; Arthropoda; Insecta; Hymenoptera; Braconidae. Gene Ontology annotation, cellular component: cell surface. The coding region runs from base 20 to 5740 and encodes 1906 amino acids. The record is from RefSeq and is a predicted model, not a curated record.